Phacochoerus africanus (Common warthog) is the source of this 6512-nucleotide messenger RNA. It is a transcript of the gene GAD2, whose product is annotated as glutamate decarboxylase 2. Gene Ontology annotation, cellular component: cytoplasm. The record is from RefSeq and is a predicted model, not a curated record. The transcript has 16 exons. Gene Ontology annotation, biological process: GABA shunt. The coding region runs from base 2354 to 4111 and encodes 585 amino acids. Gene Ontology annotation, molecular function: glutamate decarboxylase activity; pyridoxal phosphate binding. Lineage: Eukaryota; Metazoa; Chordata; Mammalia; Artiodactyla; Suidae.
UGAUUUCUACCUUUCUCUCGUAUUUUAAUGUUUCUUUCUUCACAAUUUUGUGUGUGUGUUAAACGCUCGUUUUAAAGAACCUUUUUGUUUUCGACCACUCAUCCAUCGUAGAGAAGUUCUGCAACUCCAGCUUGCUGACUUGAAUUGAAACAUUUGCAGCAUUCAGUGUGGAUUUAAACAAAGAACAGGUCUCUUGGACUCUUGUCUGCACUGCUGGGGAAGGAGCUGCAGAGCCGCCCUGCCAGCAGCACGGAUGGCCGAACCACGAAGUCCUUACACCCCAGGAGUUAUUACCUGGAACUACUGAAGCAUUGGGGCCAGGAGCGCAGGAAAGAGCGAUAGAACUCAGGCCAAGAUUGGUGACCAUCGCGGGGCUGCCGCCUGGUGCACAGGCUUCUCGGAGCAGCAAGUUCUUCCGACAAGCCUAAGGCAGAACCAGCACCCUUUCCCACCCCGAAUCCCUGCCAGGUCCGGCAGCCACAAUGCAGAUUCUAGGGCUCCUCCAGGCUGCUGCAUGUGGGAAGAGGACAGAGCUUUGUGGACAGAAUUGACCAGGCCUUCCCGUGCCUGGGGGCACAGGAGUUGGGCUUGCAUGAGGGUGCUUUGGGCCCCAUGACACCCUUCCUAAGUAAAGGUCGAGGAUAGACAAGGCUGAGGAUCCGUGGGUCUCUGCUUUAGCAGCCGCUUUGGUAACUUGGUUCAGAGAUCAGACAGAGAAAGAACGGCCUGUGAACACAGUGGAAAUGAAAAGUGCCAGCCCAAAAGGGACAGGAUGCUGGGGAAUGCGCUCCGAGGGAGGCUGGACACAGCCCUUUCCCACCGGGCUCAUCCUCGCCCUCUCUCCCCUCACACAGGAGCUGCAAGGUGUACUGGACUGCGAAGGGAAAGCAGCGAGAACUCAACGGGCCCCAGAUUCUCAAGGCACCUUCCCUUUGUUUAACAGCUUGCAGAGAAAAGACGAGAGAUUAUAACUUUCUCAGGAAAGGAAAAACCUCUUCCUACCAAACCUCAGAAAUAACGCAUCACCUGUCUCUCCCCACCCAACCCCAUCGUGAAGAUUCUCUUGGGGGAAAAGGUGGUCAUUGAUUUGAGGCCCGCUAAAACUAGGGUCCAACAGCGAUGCCUUCUCUCUGCCUUUGGAAAGCUUAGAUUGCUUAGUUGAAAAAUCGGUGCACGCUUCCCACACACUCACUGAUCCUUGUGACAGGUAAGCAACCAGCCCUUUCCACGCCUCCGCAGACCAAGGUCACCAAAUGACCCAAUCCCACCCCCAUGAGUCGUCAAUCCUGCCGGCUCUAGCUGCCCUUUCCGAGCCCCGGUCCAAGAAGUUUCCUUCCAUUCGUUUUAUUUCUCUGCUCAGCCUGCCUGAGGUCCUCAGUGAUUAGCAUGGAUUUGGAUUUUAAUUGCCUCAAUCAGCAGUCUUUCUCCCCAGCCGUCAGUCAGAACCUGGACGGUGGGUUCGGCGACCACACGCUCUGAAGCUCAGGAAUGGUGCUCCCCACGGGACUGUGCGGCAACCAUAGGAUCUACUAAGGAGCUGAAGUGAGCCCAUCAAUGCAUAGAUACCCUUCCCCCACCGUCCCCUCCCCAGGCUCGCGAACGCCCCUGAUUCCAGCCCGGUCUCCGGAGCUCCCAGGGUCACAGUGACCUCAGCACCCUUUUGGAAAGGCGGCGCGAGAAUUGCGCCUCCUUCCCUGCAGCUGGAACCAGACCUCAAACAAUACGCCUCUCGGUGCAAAUAACAGGCUGUCUUGGGCCACCCUUCUCGCCCCACUAAGGUCUCUCUGGUUGGUCUACCAAGGCUGAGGCCGGCUCGCGGUCAGCCGCGUUAGCACCCUGGACAGCGCGCCCCUGCCGGCGGGGGCGCCGGCACCCUGCUGCUUAGCGCUUCCCCAGGGGCUCGCCUGCACAUUUCCCACGCACUCAGGCUGACUCCUGCUCGGACUCACUCUAUGCCUCGCACUCUCAUGAUUCAGCCCCACCCCCUUACAUGUUUUUCUCCUCCGCCGCCCACUCAUCUAUCCCUGUAGGACUUCCUCUCCUUCAAAAUCGCUCGGGCGCUCCGUGCUUUCCCAUUUCCUGGCUGUGAGGACCCUUUGGUUCCUUUCCCUAUUCAACUCUUCAGCUUUCAGAGUGUUGCCACGUCUCUAAGCUCUAAUCCCAGCACUCUCACACACAUGCAGACACUCACGUUUCCUGUCCCUAUGUGACACCCACCCGGUCCCCGCGCGGCGUCCUCCUCCCGCCACACACACACACACACACGCACGCACGCACGCGCGCAGGGCCGAGCGGAGGACAGCUCGCCGGCAGUUCGCACUUGGAGGCGUCCUGCUUCGGUCUCGCAGCGCUGAUGGCAUCUCCGGGCUCGGGCUUUUGGUCCUUCGGAUCUGAAGAUGGCUCUGGGGAUCCAGAGAACUCUGGCACAGCGAGAGCUUGGUGUCAGGUGGCCCAGAAGUUCACGGGCGGCAUCGGAAACAAGCUAUGCGCCCUGCUCUACGGAGACGCAGAGAAGCCGGCGGAGAGCGGCGGGAGCCAGCCCCCGCGGACCACCUCCCGCAAGGCUACCUGCGCCUGCAACCAGAAGCCCUGCAGCUGCCCCAAAGCGGAGGUCAACUAUGCGUUUCUACACGCAACAGACCUGCUACCAGCGUGUGAUGGAGAAAGGCCCACUUUGGCAUUUCUGCAAGAUGUUAUGGACAUUUUGCUUCAGUAUGUGGUGAAAAGUUUCGAUAGAUCAACCAAAGUGAUUGAUUUCCAUUACCCUAAUGAGCUUCUUCAAGAAUAUAAUUGGGAGUUAGCAGACCAGCCACAAAAUUUGGAGGAAAUUUUGAUGCAUUGCCAAACAACUCUAAAAUAUGCAAUCAAAACAGGGCAUCCCAGAUAUUUCAAUCAGCUUUCUACUGGACUGGAUAUGGUAGGAUUAGCAGCAGACUGGCUGACAUCAACUGCAAACACUAAUAUGUUCACCUAUGAAAUUGCUCCGGUAUUUGUGCUUUUGGAAUAUGUCACGCUAAAGAAAAUGAGAGAAAUCAUUGGCUGGCCUGGGGGCUCUGGCGAUGGGAUAUUUUCUCCUGGUGGAGCCAUAUCCAACAUGUAUGCCAUGCUGAUUGCACGCUUUAAGAUGUUCCCUGAGGUCAAGGAGAAAGGGAUGGCCGCUGUUCCCAGGCUCAUUGCCUUCACCUCUGAGCAUAGUCAUUUUUCUCUCAAGAAGGGAGCUGCAGCCUUGGGCAUUGGAACAGACAGUGUGAUUCUGAUUAAAUGUGAUGAAAGGGGGAAAAUGAUCCCAUCUGACCUUGAAAGAAGGAUCCUUGAAGCCAAACAAAAAGGAUUUGUCCCCUUCCUUGUGAGUGCCACAGCUGGGACCACUGUCUAUGGAGCAUUCGAUCCCCUGCUAGCUGUCGCUGACAUCUGCAAAAAGUAUAAGAUCUGGAUGCACGUGGAUGCAGCUUGGGGUGGGGGAUUACUGAUGUCCCGAAAACACAAGUGGAAACUGAGCGGCGUGGAGAGGGCCAACUCUGUGACAUGGAAUCCACAUAAGAUGAUGGGUGUCCCUCUGCAGUGCUCUGCUCUCCUCGUUAGAGAAGAGGGGUUGAUGCAGAGCUGCAACCAGAUGCAUGCCUCCUACCUCUUUCAGCAAGAUAAACACUAUGACCUGUCCUACGACACCGGAGACAAGGCCUUACAGUGUGGACGCCACGUUGAUGUUUUUAAACUCUGGCUCAUGUGGAGGGCAAAGGGGACAACUGGGUUUGAAGCGCACAUUGAUAAGUGUUUGGAGCUGGCGGAGUAUUUAUACAACAUCAUCAAAAACCGAGAAGGGUAUGAAAUGGUGUUUGAUGGAAAGCCUCAGCACACAAACGUCUGCUUCUGGUAUGUUCCACCGAGUCUGCGAGUGCUGGACAACAAUGAAGAGAGGAUGAGCCGCCUUUCCAAGGUGGCUCCAGUGAUUAAAGCCAGAAUGAUGGAGUCUGGGACCACGAUGGUGAGCUACCAGCCCUUGGGAGACAAGGUCAAUUUCUUCCGCAUGGUCAUCUCAAACCCCGCAGCAACCCACCAAGACAUUGACUUUCUGAUUGAAGAAAUAGAACGCCUUGGACAAGAUUUAUAAUAACCUAGCUCACCAAGCUGUUUCAUUGUCUCUAGGUAGACAAUGAAGUUGUCACAAACCGUGUAAAUGUAUUUGUAGUUUGUUCCAAAGUAAAUCUAUUUCUAUAUUGUGGUGUCAAAGUAGAGUACAGUUUAAAAAAAAUCAAAAGCAAACAAACAUUGCUCCUUUUCAGAAUCCUUUCUUAAGUUAAGAUUACCUCUCUAAUAAUUAGUGACAAAAGGCUGUGUGCUAAUCAAUAAGGAAAAGCUUAAUAUUGUUAUAAAUACUUCCCUUACUUUUAAUAUAGUGUGCAAAUCAGAGCUUUAUUUUCACUUCAGAGUAGUAGGAUUGAAUAGUGCCAAAUUGCCCCUGAAUCAUCAAAGGUUCUUUGGGGUGCAGUGAAAAGGGUAAAGUAAAUAUAAAAUGUAUGUUGACAAUAAAAAAAAAACUUUUGCCUUUUUCAUAGUAGUAGGAAAAAAAAAGUUUCUAAUUUACCUAUAGCAACAUGUCAAAUGUAUUUAAAUACAUAUAAUUUUACAAGAGGAAAAUAUAUAUAUUAAAAAGAAAUCCUAUUUUGUAACAUACAGAUUUUUAUUUUGUAUGGGUUAUACAAACUGCAGGGGCAGAUAUAAAAACUAAGCCAGAUUUUUUUUUCUCUUUCUUUUAACGGAGGCACAAGAAAACUCUUAGCUAAGUUAUUUUGAAACAUAGGCCCACAAAAUUCUCAAAAGGUAUGUCCCUUUCUUUCUGUUCACUUUAUGGCUUAUCACCUCUCCAAAGUUAGUAUUAUAAAACAAACGCAAAAGAACACUGCAAGUUCUUUAAAAAUGAUUGGUCAGACUGACAAUAAGAUUCUCUUCCCAUUUAAGUUUUUUACCCACUUAACCUCAGCGGACCCACGAAGUCGGCUAGGCAUGACACAGCCAAGCUUCAUCAUAGAUUCAAUUAGGGAUAAUCAUCUCUUUUCUGCUUUCCAGUUCAGCCUGUUUUGAACAGAAGGUUGAUGCUAGUUCUUGAGGUAUUUGCCCUAACAGUAUUCCUUUAUUAGGUCAUUUGGAUUAAUUAGAGAAAAUAAAAAUAAAAUCUCAUCAGCCCGAGCAAAGAGGAAUGAAACACACUCCAGAAUGUAGUGAGCCCAGAAAAUUAAACUUGGCCUUAGACCUCUGUGUGAGGAUAAUGACGUCAUCCUGGAUGCCCUAUUGCCCCCGCCCAGGAAGGAGUCAUUUCCCUCCCAAGUAAUUGCUUAUCCCCAUUCUCUCCCCAUUCCGACCCCCCAAAGUCUCUCCUGCUAAACUCCCCAUCACUGCCAUCCCAAAUAAUUCAUUUCUAUUCCAUGGCUGGUUAUUUUCCUCUCAGGAAAGGAGCUCCUCAGCCAGGAUUUUGAGACUUCAUCUUAAGACCUCCUUUUAUCUGUCUCCCAUCAAGAUCCAAAGGGACCAGAGUAUGCGGAGACAAGAUGCUCCUUAGAAUUCAAAAUAAUAUUUUAAAAGCAUCCUUCUGCCCCUGCAAACCUGAUGGAGAGACUUGAGCUAAUGAGAGCUCCCAUAGAUAUCAUCAGAUUCCAAGUGCGAGCAGGAAACCUCUGGACCUGUAUAUGCAGAUGGCAGAUGCAUGUUUAGAAACAUUUGUCCUUUCUGUAUGGUCCAGUCAGAUCAAUAGUCAAGAAAACUAUAGGUAUAGGAGGGAAGAAAGUGGAGCCUGCCCUUCAGAGAGAAAAGCUCUCAAAUAUAACCAUAGGAUCCAGCCACCUGAAAUUGCCAUUAGCUCACCCUUCCUCUCUCCCAGGCUAUAUACAAAAAUGUUGAUACUUGAGAAGCACGUAGCUUUGGGCCCUUUCUAUCUAGGAAACUAAUGAAAUCCUUCUGACUCUCAGAAGAAAACUCUUUAUCUGUGCCCCAGAAUUUCAUGAAGGAAUAAGCCUCCCAUUCUGGGCCAAGCAUUCUUUUCCUUUCUAGAAAUUGGCUGUUGAUAAUAAGCACACAACUGCCCACCUGUUGUGAGCCAUAGGCCAAAAGGUCCCAUCUCAGAGGCAGAAAUACUAAUGAUCAAACCCACCAUCCUGCUUGAAGGAGACGGCAGAGCCCAGGGCCCUGAUCUGGACAGACCCCUCUCCACUCCAGGAUGCUUCUACCUAGCAGGACAGAUUCUCUAUGAAAGGCACCUGCUUUUUUACUUGAUGGGAUGACAGAAUUUAGAGGAGGAACAUUUGUGCCUGUGUAUGAAAUUCCAGCAAAGUAGUUUUUACCAAUAGCUAGUUUCCCCCACUCCCCUGCCUGUUCCAGGCUCUUCCCCAAGUUUGCUGGGAGCCUUGCUUAAUCCUAUGCAGUGAAAUCCUACCAACCAUAAGCCAGGGAAGCAGAUAAAUAAAAGCCUGAUAGGUCCAGUCGCUUAAUAAAUAUUUUUAAAGGUAGGUUUAUGAUUC